AUGCAGCUGCAGAACGGCAAGGAACGAGCUCGCAACUCGACGUCAUCGCUCGUGCCGUCCGCCAGUCCGCCAAAUGCAUCCGCCGUCGGCGGCGCCACAUCUUCCACAUACUUUGGCCACGACCGAGAAGAGGUGACGCGGAUCCUGAUCCAGGCCCUUUCCGACCUGGGUUAUAGCCAUGCGGCCGAGAGCGUGAGCCACCACAGCGGCUUUGCGCUGGAGAGCCAGCCCGUGUCCGACUUUCGUCAGGCCGUGCUGGGCGGCGACUGGGCCGAGGCCGAACAUCUCUUGCUCGGGGCAGCCACUGCCGGGACAGCGUCGUCUGGCUCGGGCGUGGCUGCAAAUGUACCGGGCCUGGUGCUCCUCCCCGAUGCCGACCGCAGCCUGAUGCGGUUCUGGAUACGGCAGCAGAAAUACCUCGAGCUGCUGGAGCAGCGAGAGACGGCCAAGGCGCUCUCUGUGCUGCGCACCGAGCUGGCACCGCUGUACCAGGACACGCAAAAGCUGCACUUUCUGUCGAGCCUGCUUAUGUGCCAGUCGCCCGGCGACAUUAAGAAGACGGCUGAUUGGGACGGUGCGUUUGGACAGUCGCGCCAGCUGCUCUUGUCAGACCUGUCGCGCUUCAUCUCGCCGUCGGUGAUGCUACCGGAGCAUCGGCUCGCCGUGCUGCUGGAGCAGGUCAAGAACUAUCAGGUCUCGGGCUGUGUCUUCCACACGAGCUCGACGUCGCCAUCGCUCUACGCUGAUCACUACUGCGACAAGAGCAACUUCCCGUCACAGGUGAUGUGCGAGCUGCACGACGGCGCGGGCGACGUGUGGCAGGUCCGCUUCUCGCACGACGGCAAGCGGCUGGCCAGCUGCGGAGCCGGCCACUACGUGAUCAUCUGGGAGGUGCCGACGUUCAAGGUACUCCUCAAGCUGGACGGCCAUGUGACGGGCGUGGGCGACAUCUCCUGGAGCCCCAACGACACGAUGCUGGUGUCGUGUGGGCGAGAUAACCAGGCGCGGAUAUGGGACACCCGCACGGGUCUGCUGCUGCGUCUGUUUGAGCGGUUCGACGAGCCGGUCAGCUCGUGUGUCUGGGCCACGGACGGCCUGUCGAUCGUGCUGGGCUCCUUUGAUAAGGACCGGGCGCUCUGCCAAUGGAAUCUCGCUGGCGAGCGGCUCUUCACGUGGACGAAGAAACACCGGACCGAGGGCCUGGCCCUCUCGCCCAACGGCCAGUGGCUCGUGGCGAUGGAUGACAACAAGCUGCUGCACGUGUACAACUUUGUCACGCGCGAGCUAGAGUAUGAGCUGGAGUUGAAGUGUCGUGCCAUGUCGGUGACCAUCAGCGAGGAUUCCCAGUUUAUGCUGGUCAACCGACAGGAUGGCGAGAUCCACCUGUACAACAUUGCGCUGCGCGGAACUCUGAUGCGCAAGUUCGUCGGCGGCACGGGCGGCGAUUGUGUGAUCCGCAGCGCCUUUGGCGGAGCCGACGAGAGCUUCGUGAUCAGCGGGAGCGAUGACGGCAAGCUGAACAUUUGGCACAAGAACAUUGGGGUGCGGUUGUUCAUGCUCGAUGCUCAUAAGCCACGGUGCAACGCAGUCAGCUGGAGUCCGACGGACGCGUGCAUGUUUGCAACAUGUGGCGAUGACAAGAAGAUCAAGAUAUGGUCCAACAGCGAGCGGGUCAGACAAUAUGAGAUGGAUGUAGCGCGCAACGGUGUGGGACCUCGCUCGACGGGCAACGGCUACCUGGUCGACAUAUAG
This is a messenger RNA of Grosmannia clavigera kw1407, 1752 nucleotides long. RefSeq names its product WD domain containing protein. Gene Ontology annotation, cellular component: GID complex. Bases 1 to 1752 code for a protein of 583 amino acids. Gene Ontology annotation, molecular function: protein binding. The transcript has 3 exons. Gene Ontology annotation, biological process: proteasome-mediated ubiquitin-dependent protein catabolic process. NCBI's taxonomy places the organism in Eukaryota, Fungi, Ascomycota, Sordariomycetes, Ophiostomatales, Ophiostomataceae. The record is from RefSeq and is a predicted model, not a curated record.